Molecule: messenger RNA, 1968 nt
Organism: Schistocerca piceifrons (Central American locust)
Lineage: Eukaryota; Metazoa; Arthropoda; Insecta; Orthoptera; Acrididae
Product: ADP-ribosylation factor-like protein 3
Exons: 4
Coding region: 145-687 (180 amino acids)
Biological process (GO): cilium assembly
Cellular component (GO): cytoplasm; microtubule cytoskeleton
Molecular function (GO): GTP binding; GTPase activity
Source: RefSeq, a predicted model, not a curated record
UUGAGAAUAUUAUCUUAGUUGUUUACACUCGUGAUUAUCAACUAUAGCGCCGGGAAGAAUUUGUUUUCGCCAGAGCUGUGUUUAUUUAUGCGAGUGGGAGAAGGAAAUGUAAUAUAUUAACAAAUUAUUAUAAAAGAAAAACAAAUGGGUUUGCUUUCAAUUCUUCGGAAGCUCAAGUCCUCUCCUGAGAAGGAACUCCGCUUAUUGUUGUUAGGCCUUGAUAAUGCUGGGAAAACAACACUACUCAAAAAACUUGCAUCUGAAGAUAUAUCACACAUCACUCCAACACAAGGUUUCAACAUAAAGAGCGUUCAGUCAGAAGGCUUCAAGUUAAAUGUUUGGGACAUUGGUGGACAACGAAAGAUUAGGCCAUAUUGGCGAAACUACUUUGAAAAUACAGAUGUUUUGAUAUAUGUCAUUGACAGUGCCGAUCGUAAACGCCUAGAAGAAACUGGACAGGAAUUAGAAGAGCUGCUGAUGGAAGAAAAGCUUUGUGGUGUACCAUUACUUGUCUAUGCCAAUAAGCAAGAUCUCCUCCAUGCAUUACCAGCAUCAGAAAUUGCUGAAGGCUUAGGACUGCAUACUAUUAAAGAUCGUCCUUGGCAGAUUCAAGCUUGCUCUGCCACUACUGGCGAGGGGAUAAAGGAUGGAAUGGAUUGGGUGUGUAAGAACAUCAAAAGGAAAUAAUUUUGCCAGUUAAAAUGUAUCCGUCAGGUACACUGAUACUCAGUUUUAAUAUUGAGUCAGUACAACAGCCACAUGAGAAUGAGUCUUCAGUGCAAUUGAGAUCUCACUUUUGAUUAAUUGUUUUAGUGUUCCAAGAGUUGUGGACCAUUAAAGGUUUUAGGUGCCUUCUUUUAGUUGUAAGCCAGUUGUUGGUACCUGUAAUGAAUUUUAUUUUUGUGUUUUUCAGCAAGGGUUAAAGAAAUGGCAUUAUGUAGUGUUAUGUGCUGAGAUAUAAAAGAGCGCAUUGUUGUAAUGGGAAGUUUUAAUUUAAUUUUGAUAGAAACUGUAGAUCUGUUUUCAAAAUGAUUGUACCGGGGGGGUGUCAGUUAUGUAACGAAAAUAUUGAAAUGCUUAAAAUAUGUAAAUCGACCAACAUUAGACAUGCGAUGAAUAGUUGACUUCACUCUUCAAAUUUUUGUGCUUAGUAUUAUACUUGAACAAAUCUUAUGUUGCAAUGCACUAUGUGUGAGUUCAGUAAAGCUGAGAAAUAAUUUCAUACUAUGUGAAAGUUGAAUAAUGUGCUAGUUUCAAAAGGAACCAUAAUUUUAAUCUAGUGUACCACUCCUCUCAUGACAUUAUAAUAGUCCUCCUUGUAAUUACAGUUCCAUAUUCAGUGGAUGUAAUGCAGAUUUCCUUGUCUGCCAUUUUAAAUUGGAGGUUCUCAUUAAUUGUGUAAGAUAGCUCGUGAUGCUUUCAAGUUUUAAACUCGGAAUACACUUAACUGACUAGGUGCCUCACAAUAAGAGAGGAAAAAAAAUCAAACUUCAAAGCAUAUCCAUUACAUUGAUUAUUUAAAAUUUUAGUGAGAUAAUUCUUGAAAGUCAGAGCACAUGAUUAAUGAAUUAUUCGUCACAAAAUACAUUUAUGUAGUUUAACAAUUAGGUCAAAUGUCUUCAAUCAAAGAGCAAGUGAUAAAAUUAUUGAGCAUUAUAGUUUUAUCCAGAGAUAUUUUUAAUGAAUCUAUAUCAUUAUGACUUGCACAUAUUAGAGUUUUUAAGAAGUUUUAAUUUUUAUGAAUGUUUCCAUUUUAUGUGAAGAAUCUCAGUUUACAGUCUUCUGUAAACUAGUAUUACAUGACAAAUGCUUAUUGCUGAAAUAUUGUCAGUGCCUUGCAUCUUUUUCCUGAAUGAAAUUUGCUUUACAAUGCAGUUGUUAGAGCACGAAACUAUCUAGUCAUCCGUCCAAAACUGCUUGUGAUAUUGUUUUUUAUUUUCUCAUGAGUAAAAAUGUAAAGUAGCUCUA